GGCCGCCAGCGGGAGGGCUGUUUUCGCGGGGCCGCGGCCGCCUGUCGCCGCCGCGGGCCCGAGCUGGAGCGGCGGGGUGGGCGCCCCGACAUGGCGGCUCGGAGCGCCCCGAACUGCCACCUGCGGCUCGAGUGGGUGUACGGCUACCGGGGCCACCAGUGCCGCAACAACCUCUACUACACGGCGGCCAAGGAGAUCGUGUACUUCGUGGCGGGCGUCGGCGUGGUGUACAGCCCGCGGGAGCAUCGACAGAAGUUCUACCGGGGCCACAGCGACGACAUCAUCAGCCUUGCAUUGCAUCCUGAACGAGUAUUAGUAGCAACAGGACAAGUUGGGAAAGAGCCUUAUAUCUGUGUUUGGGAUUCAUACACUGUGCAGACCAUAUCAGUUCUAAAGGAUGUUCAUACACAUGGUAUAGCCUGUUUAGCAUUCGACUUAGACGGACAGCGCUUGGUUUCAGUUGGACUUGAUUCAAAGAAUGCAGUUUGUGUUUGGGAUUGGAAGAGGGGGAAAAUGUUAUCUAUGGCUCCUGGUCACACAGAUAGAAUAUUUGAUAUCUCUUGGGAUUUGUACCAGCCAAAUAAACUUGUCAGCUGUGGUGUAAAACAUAUCAAGUUCUGGAGUUUAUGUGGAAAUGCUCUGACCCCAAAACGAGGGGUCUUUGGUAAGACUGGUGACCUUCAAACAAUUUUGUGCCUGGCCUGUGCAAGGGAUGAAUUAACAUAUUCUGGUGCACUUAAUGGGGAUAUAUAUGUUUGGAAAGGAAUCAAUCUUAUAAGGACAAUACAAGGAGCCCAUACUGCAGGAAUUUUUAGUAUGAAUGCUUGUGAAGAAGGCUUUGCCACUGGUGGCAGAGAUGGCUGUAUUCGUCUUUGGGAUUUAACUUUUAAACCGAUUACUGUGAUUGAUCUCAGGGAAACAGACCAGGGAUACAAAGGGUUGUCUGUGAGGAGUGUUUGUUGGCGAGGUGACCAUAUUCUAGUUGGAACACAGGACAGUGAAAUUUUCGAAAUUGUGGUGCAUGAAAGAAAUAAACCUUUCCUAAUUAUGCAAGGACAUUGUGAAGGUGAACUUUGGGCACUUGCUGUCCAUCCUACAAAACCUUUGGCUGUGACUGGAAGUGAUGAUCGUUCAGUCAGGAUAUGGAGCCUAGUAGAUCAUGCACUAAUAGCAAGGUGUAAUAUGGAAGAACCAAUUCGUUGUGCAGCUGUAAAUGUAGAUGGAAUCCAUCUUGCCCUUGGAAUGAAGGAUGGCUCAUUCACUGUACUUAGAGUAAGAGAUAUGACCGAAGUUGUACAUAUUAAAGAUAGGAAGGAGGCAAUUCAUGAGUUAAAAUACUCACCAGAUGGAACUUACCUUGCUGUUGGGUGUAAUGACAGCUCAGUUGAUAUCUAUGGUGUUGCGCAACGUUAUAAAAAAUUGGGGGAAUGUGUUGGAUCACUUAGUUUCAUCACUCAUCUGGACUGGUCCUCAGACAGUAGAUAUUUACAGACAAAUGAUGGAAAUGGGAAAAGACUUUUUUAUAGAAUGCCAGGAGGAAAAGAAGUGACAAACAAAGAAGAAAUAAAAGGUGUUCAUUGGGCUUCAUGGACAUGUGUUUCAGGCCUUGAAGUAAAUGGAAUUUGGCCCAAGUAUUCAGAUAUCAAUGACAUAAAUUCAGUAGAUGGAAAUUAUAUUGGCCAAGUUUUAGUUACAGCUGAUGAUUAUGGAAUUAUAAAAUUAUUCCGAUAUCCUUGUUUGAGAAAAGGGGCCAAGUUUAAAAAAUACAUUGGCCAUUCGGCUCACGUAACUAAUGUCAGAUGGUCACAUGACUAUCAGUGGGUUAUUUCUAUUGGUGGAGCAGAUCACUCUGUCUUUCAGUGGAAAUUUAUUCCUGAAAGAAAACUAAAAGAUGCUCUUCACAUAGCACCCCAAGAAAGUCUGGCUGACUCUAAUAGUGAUGAAUCAGAUUCAGAUCUGUCUGAUGUUCCAGAGCUGGAUUCUGAAAUUGAACAAGAGACCCAGCUUACCUACCGUCGGCAGGUUUACAAAGAAGAUCUACCUCAGCUUAAAGAACAGUACAAGGAGAAACAAAAAAGUGGUACUUCUAAAAGAAGAGAGCGGGCUCCAGGAAAUAGUAUUCGAUUACACUUUGUUCAUGGUUACAGAGGUUAUGACUGUCGAAGUAAUCUGUUUUAUACUCAAAUUGGUGAAAUCGUAUACCAUGUAGCAGCAGUGGGUGUCAUUUACAAUCGGCAGCAGAACACGCAGCGCUUUUACCUGGGUCAUGAUGAUGAUAUUCUCUGCCUGGCUAUUCAUCCUUUGAAAGACUAUGUGGCAACAGGGCAGGUAGGUAGAGAUCCCUCAAUUCACAUAUGGGAUACAGAGACCAUUAAACCAUUGUCAGUAUUAAAGGGCUGUCACCAAUAUGGUGUCUGUGCUGUUGAUUUCUCAGCUGAUGGGAAACGUUUGGCUUCAGUUGGAAUAGAUGAUAGUCACACUAUUGUGCUGUGGGACUGGAAGAAAGGAGAGAAACUUUCAAUAACAAGAGGAAGUAAAGAUAAGAUUUUUGUUGUAAAGAUGAACCCCUAUGUGCCUGAUAAAUUAAUUACAGCUGGAAUUAAACACGUGAAAUUUUGGCGUAGAGCAGGAGGAGGACUGAUUGGAAGAAAAGGCUAUGUAGGCACACUGGGGAAAAAUGACACAAUGAUGUGUGCAGUGUAUGGAUGGACAGAAGAGAUGGCUUUUUCUGGAACAUCCACAGGAGACGUGUGUAUCUGGAGAGAUGUCUUUCUUGUGAAAACAGUUAAAGCACAUGAUGGGCCAGUGUUUAGUAUGCAUGCAUUGGAAAAAGGAUUUGUAACUGGAGGAAAAGAUGGUGUAGUAGCUCUUUGGGAUGACUCCUUUGAAAGAUGUCUCAAGACCUAUGCUAUCAAAAGAGCUGCUUUGGCACCAGGAUCUAAAGGUCUUCUCUUGGAAGAUAACCCAUCUAUACGUGCCAUAUCAUUAGGACAUGGUCAUAUUUUAGUUGGCACAAAGAAUGGUGAAAUACUAGAAGUGGAUAAAAGUGGCCCAAUAACACUUCUGGUCCAGGGACACAUGGAAGGAGAGGUGUGGGGUUUGGCUACACAUCCUUAUCUGCCCAUCUGUGCUACUGUAAGUGAUGAUAAAACCUUAAGAAUAUGGGAUCUCUCUCCUAGUCAUUGUAUGUUGGCUGUCCGGAAACUGAAAAAGGGUGGAAGAUGUUGCUGUUUUUCUCCUGAUGGUAAAGCUUUGGCUGUAGGUCUGAAUGAUGGAAGUUUCUUAAUGGCAAAUGCAGAUACGUUAGAGGAUCUUGUGUCUUUUCACCACAGAAAAGAUAUUAUUUCAGAUAUUCGAUUUUCACCAGGUUCUGGGAAAUACCUUGCAGUAGCAUCCCAUGACAGUUUUAUAGAUAUAUACAAUGUGAUGAGUAGUAAACGAGUAGGAAUAUGCAAAGGCGCUACCAGUUACAUAACCCAUGUUGAUUGGGAUAUUAGAGGAAAGCUUUUACAGGUCAACACUGGUGCUAAAGAACAGUUGUUCUUUGAAGCUCCCAGAGGGAAAAAACAAACCAUCCCCAGUGUGGAGGUAGAAAAAAUUUGUUGGGCAUCAUGGACAAGUGUGCUUGGUUUAUGCUGUGAGGGAAUUUGGCCAGUAAUUGGAGAAGUCACAGACAUAACUGCCUCUUGCCUCACCAGUGACAAAAUGGUCCUAGCUACUGGGGAUGAUUUGGGAUUUGUGAAGUUAUUUAGAUAUCCUGCUAAAGGAAAAUUUGGAAAAUUUAAGAGGUAUGUGGCCCAUAGUACACAUGUCACAAAUGUUCGCUGGACUUAUGAUGAUAGCAUGUUGGUCACCUUAGGAGGUGCAGAUAUGUCUUUAAUGGUUUGGACAAAUGAAAUGGAGGGCUAUCAAGAAAAAAGGCCUUGUGACAGUGAAGAAUCUGAUACAGAUUCGGAAGAAGAUGGGGGCUAUGACAGUGACGUUACAAGGGAGAAUGAAGUCAGUUACACCAUUAGAGCCUUAUCAACAAAUAUUCGCCCAAUGUUUGGAGUCAAGCCUCAUUUGCAGCAAAAAGAACCCUCAGUUGAUGAGAGGCAGGGGGUAGUAAGAGGUUCCAGGCCCCCCGUGAGCAGAGCCCCACCAAGGCCAGAAAAACUCCAGACAAACAAUGUUGGCAAGAAAAAGAGACCAAUAGAGGACCUUGUGUUGGAGCUUGUUUUUGGCUAUCGAGGAAGAGACUGUAGGAAUAAUGUUCACUAUCUAAAUGACGGUGAUGAUAUAAUUUAUCACACUGCAUCCGUUGGAAUUCUUCACAAUGUAGCUACAGGGACUCAGAGUUUUUAUCAGGAACAUAAUGAUGAUAUACUGUGCCUCACUGUAAAUCAGCAUCCCAAAUUUAUCAACAUAGUGGCAACUGGCCAAGUAGGUGAUUUAGCAGACAUGUCAGCUACCGCUCCUUCCAUCCACAUCUGGGAUGCAGUGAACAAGCAGACUUUAUCUAUACUGAGAUGCUACCAUUCAAAGGGGGUGUGUUCAGUCAGCUUCAGUGCUACUGGAAAGCUAUUGCUGUCUGUGGGGCUGGACCCAGAACACACUGUUACUAUUUGGAGAUGGCAGGAAGGUACCAAAAUUGCCAGCAGAGCCGGUCACAACCAACGUAUUUUUGUGGCCGAAUUCCGACCAGAUUCAGAUUCCCAGUUUGUCUCUGUGGGAGUCAAGCACGUGAAGUUCUGGACACUGGCAGGAAGGGCUCUUCUUAGCAAAAAAGGGCUCCUGAGCACAGUGGAAGAUGCCCGGAUGCAGACCAUGCUUGCUGUUGCAUUUGGUGCAAAUAACUUGACGUUUACAGGUACUAUCAGUGGAGAUGUCUGUGUGUGGAAAGAUCACAUAUUGUGUAGAAUCGUGGCCAGAGCUCACAACGGGCCUGUGUUUGCCAUGUACACCACGCUGCGGGAUGGCCUUAUUGUGACCGGUGGCAAGGAAAGGCCGUCAAAAGAAGGAGGAGCAGUCAAACUGUGGGAUCAGGAGCUGAGGCGAUGCCGCGCCUUCAGGCUCGAGACCGGACAAGUCACUGACUGUGUUCGUUCUGUGUGCAGAGGCAAAGGCAAGAUCCUAGUUGGGACAAGAAACGCAGAGAUCAUCGAAGUUGGAGAGAAGAAUGCAGCAUGUAAUAUUUUAGUUAAUGGCCAUGUGGACGGACCCAUAUGGGGACUGGUGACACAUCCUUCCCGGGAUUUUUUCCUUUCUGCUGCGGAAGAUGGGACAGUGAGACUCUGGGAUAUUGCUGAUAAAAAGAUGUUAAACAAAGUGAAUUUGGGACAUGCUGCCCGUACCGUGUGUUACAGCCCUGAAGGGGAUAUGGUGGCUAUUGGAAUGAAAAAUGGAGAAUUUAUUAUUUUGCUGGUGAGCUCUCUAAAAAUAUGGGGAAAGAAGAGAGACAGACGAUGUGCAGUCCAUGAUAUCAGAUUUAGUCCAGAUUCCCGGUUUCUGGCAGUGGGCUCUAGUGAGAACUCAGUGGAUUUUUAUGACCUAACGUUGGGUCCCACCCUUACCAGAAUCAGCUACUGCAGGGAGAUUCCCAGCUUUGUCAUUCAAAUGGACUUCUCUGCAGACAGCAGGUAUCUCCAGGUCUCCACUGGUUGCUAUAAACGACAUGUCUAUGAAGUGCCUUCAGGAAAACCUGUUACGGAUCUGGCCACCAUGGAUAGGAUCACUUGGGCUACAUGGACUAGUAUUCUAGGGGAUGAAGUUAUGGGAAUCUGGUCCAGACACACUGAGAAAGCCAAUGUCAACUGUGCCUGCGUAUCUCAUUCAGGAAUCAGCCUCGUAACAGGAGAUGACUUUGGCAUGGUUAAGUUAUUCGACUUCCCGUGUCCUGAAAAAUUUGCAAAGCACAAAAGGUUCUUCGGUCAUUCACCUCAUGUGACAAAUAUUCGAUUUACCAGCGGUGAUCGACAUGUUGUUAGUGCUGGAGGUGACGACUGCAGUUUAUUUGUCUGGAAAUGUGUACAUAUGCCUCACUGAAAGAUAUGGGCGCCAAGAAGACUCUAUAUAAAUUAACAGACUUGAGAGACCAGAAUUACAGAAGAGGAAACAAAACAAAA
Mustela erminea (ermine) is the source of this 6104-nucleotide messenger RNA. It is a transcript of the gene EML5, whose product is annotated as EMAP like 5. The coding region runs from base 91 to 6024 and encodes 1977 amino acids. The record is from RefSeq and is a predicted model, not a curated record. Gene Ontology annotation, molecular function: microtubule binding. Lineage: Eukaryota; Metazoa; Chordata; Mammalia; Carnivora; Mustelidae. The transcript has 44 exons.